Mandrillus leucophaeus (drill) is the source of this 960-nucleotide messenger RNA. RefSeq names its product G protein-coupled receptor 31 (gene GPR31). Bases 1 to 960 code for a protein of 319 amino acids. The record is from RefSeq and is a predicted model, not a curated record. Gene Ontology annotation, molecular function: G protein-coupled receptor activity. The transcript has a single exon. Gene Ontology annotation, biological process: G protein-coupled receptor signaling pathway. NCBI's taxonomy places the organism in Eukaryota, Metazoa, Chordata, Mammalia, Primates, Cercopithecidae. Gene Ontology annotation, cellular component: membrane.
AUGCCAUUCCCAAACUGCUCAGCCCCCAACACUGUGGUGGCCACAGCUGUGGGUGUCCUGCUGGGGCUGGAGUGCUGGCUGGGUCUGCUGGGCAACGCGGUGGCGCUGUGGACCUUCCUGUUCCGGGUCAGGGUGUGGAAGCCGUAUGCUGUCUAUCUGCUCAACCUGGCCCUGGCUGACCUGCUGUUGGCCUCGUGUCUGCCGUUCCUGGCUGUCUUCUACCUGAGCCUCCAGGCUUGGCAUCUGGGCCACAUGGGCUGCUGGGCCCUGCGCUUCCUGCUGGACCUCAGCCGCAGCGUGGGGGUGGCCUUCCUGGCCGCCGUGGCCUUGGACCGGUACCUCCGUGUGGUCCACCGUCAGCUUAAGGUCAACCUGCUGUCUCCUCGGGCGGCGCUGGGGGUCUCGGGCCUCGUCUGGCUCCUGAUGGUCGCCCUCACCUGCCCAGGCUUGCUCAUCUCUGAGGCCGCCCAGAACUCCACCAGGUGCCACAGUUUCUACCCCAGGGCAGACGGCUCCUUCAGCGUCAUCUGGCAGGAAGCACUCUCCUGCCUUCAGUUUGUCCUCCCCUUUGGCCUCAUCGUGUUCUGCAAUGCAGGCAUCAUCAGAGCUCUCCAGAAAAGACUCCGGGAGCCUGAGAAACAGCCCAAGCUUCGGCGGGCCCAGGCACUGGUCACCGUGGUGGUGGUGCUGUUUACUCUAUGCUUUCUGCCCUGCUUCCUGACCAGAGUCCUGAUGCACAUCUUCCAGAAUCUGGGGGGCUUCAGGGCCCUGUGUGCAGUGGCUCAUACCUCGGAAGUCACGGGCAGCCUCACCUACCUGCACAGUGUGCUCAACCCCGUGGUGUACUGCUUCUCCAGCCCCACCUUCAGGAGCUCCUAUCGGAGGGUCUUCCACACCCUCCGAGGCAAAGGGCAGGCAGCAGAGCCCCCAGGUUUCAACCCCAGAGACUCCUAUUCCUGA